GUAAUUGGUCCUGCCACAUUUCCACAUUUAUUCUACAAUAAGCUUAAUAAACUCACUCAUUCGUUGCAGUUCGUCGAGGUCUCCAAACUAAUGGCUUUCAACUCAGCUCCGCACCGCAAAGCGAAGCCAACCCGCUUGAAGAAUCCUCUGGUGAGCACCGCGUAUCAGCAGCAGGGAAACGAUUGUGGGCUGUCCAAGGAGAAAGUUCCCAAAAUGGGUGCCAAGCGGAGCACCAGAAAUGAAGCACUAUCCAAGGCGCAGGCGGCAGAGCCAACAGCCAAGGAUACCGUGCACGAUAUGUCCAGGAUAAGCAACCACAUCGAGCUGGCCCGGGCCUCCAAAAAUCCGAUCAGAGCUGCUGGAGGAGGCAAUGCGCAAGUGGCUCCAAGGUACCAGAGUGGGGUUAGUGUGGGCAGCCAGCCAUUGAACACUGUUCGAGCGUCAGUGCCCAGAGCCAGUCAUCCAAAACUGGCUCCCAAGGAGGUGAGGGAUGGUAGGGAAGCCAAGGAACUCGUCUUCAAUGAUCCCCAUGGCAGCAAGGAGGUGGCAGGUCCCAAGGAAGCCAAGGGCUUCAGGCACUGUAGAGCGCCCACAGACCAGAAGGAACUCAAGGAACCCAAGGAGCCCAGGGAACCCAAGCAACCCAUGCCCAUGGAGUCCAAGGAUCAGAAGGCAAGGUGUGCCGACAAGUCGCCCAACAUUACCGCUCGCACUGCCCGCCACAACACCAACCGCACCAAGAACUACUUCGACAAGUAUCUGAAGUUCGCCUUCGACCUGAGCACUCCCGAGGGGAUCCAGAAACUGGAGGCCCACUUCUUUCCGGACCAGGACCCCACUGCCCCCGGCAGCUCCAACGCAAACAGGUCGUAAAGUAGAGUAAUAAGUAUCACUAUCGUGAUCUGGUGCAAUGCGAAUGAAUACGUGUCUAAAUUUGAAGUACCUUUGAGUUCAUUUGAAAUUACCGUGAUUACAAAAUGUUGCAUUAUAAAUAAAUACAUAAUUCGGUCGGUUCCUCUGAUUACUUUA
Molecule: messenger RNA, 1029 nt
Organism: Drosophila erecta
Lineage: Eukaryota; Metazoa; Arthropoda; Insecta; Diptera; Drosophilidae
Exons: 1
Coding region: 91-873 (260 amino acids)
Source: RefSeq, a predicted model, not a curated record